Molecule: messenger RNA, 3036 nt
Organism: Aspergillus chevalieri
Lineage: Eukaryota; Fungi; Ascomycota; Eurotiomycetes; Eurotiales; Aspergillaceae
Gene: TEL2
Product: telomere length regulation TEL2 family protein
Exons: 4
Coding region: 1-3036 (1011 amino acids)
Biological process (GO): telomere maintenance via telomerase; protein stabilization
Cellular component (GO): cytosol
Molecular function (GO): Hsp90 protein binding; telomeric repeat DNA binding
Source: RefSeq, a predicted model, not a curated record
AUGGACGGCCUUUUAACAGCGGUCAAGACAGUUACGCGCGACUCGCGACCGUCCCUAGAAUCUACAGCAGAUUCUAACCAGCAUGGCUUGGAGCGCUGCGCAAAUAUAUCAAUGAAGUCAGCCAGAGAACCAACAUCCCCAACUUAUAUUCUGGACGUGCUGAAGUCGAGACCCGAUCAUGAUCAACUCUUACAAGUGCUCGGUAUACUGGAUCCAUCGAACAGGAGCAUCACGCCGGAUCAAUUCGAUAUCAGAAUCCCAAGCCCGACAUCAGCUCAAAUUCUCCAGACCUUAGUCAGCGCCACUAUUCCUGAUAUCUGGGAUACAUUAAAUAUGAAGUCCAAGGAUACCAAACCGGCUGGAUCCAAACUACGAGCGGCACUAUUAAGAUGUUUAUGCAGCGUUGCUGGUGUGAGCUCGUUGGUGGCCCAGCUUCGUUCCUUGAUAGCGGCUUCCCGUUCAUCGUCCGCAGAGGCAAAAGGCUCCAGCAGUGGCAUUCGAGUUAGAGAUAUUCUUGAAAUACUGUCUGCUCUGUUAGAGCCAAGUGACUUUUUGUUCCGGGUGUAUACGGAUAUCUCUGCUGUCUAUCCUAAUGAGACGCAGAAGCAGGUCAGCUGGCGAGAGCUCAUUUCUCUCAUUGCCGCUAGUAGGGUCUUGUCCACUGCAGCAGAGUCUCUUACAUUAGUCAACGACCUCCCUAGAUUAAACAAGGUCUCCUGGGUUGGCGACGGCCCGAAGUAUGCGUCCUGGAUAGGUGAUAAUAUCUGUCGAUUCUGCUCAAAGAUCAACUUGAAGAACGAGAGUGCUUGGAAAGCGAUUGCGUCGUUUACAGGGCGGGCAAUGAGCCUUGGAUAUACAGGUCAAUUGGUCAGCGGUGUUUACAGCGGCCUUCUCAUUGAUCAGACCUUUCCAAAGCAAUUCAGCACACUUGUCGACCAUCUACGGAUGACGGAGCAGGUAGCAGUGACAGAAGCCGUCUUCCGUGAUGUUGAGAGAAGGUUUCUCUCGGAAGACCUCUCCAUGGAAGCAGACCCGACUUCAAACCAAACGAUCGGUGGCGUGGCAACUUUGUGCUCAAACAUUAUCUCCAAUCGACAGCACCUCGAAAGUCAGGUCGUAGACUGGCUUUCAAAAGGGCAAGGUGGCUCAAUUCAGACGGUUGGACUACGCCGAGCACUUUUGGCCAUGCUUGCAGACAACACUGGGACAGACUAUCUGAGAAAUCUAUUCAUAAAAAGUCUCGAGCAGUUUGGUGACAAGUUCUACAUUAAACAUGCACCAAGCAGGUGUCAGGAAGCGAAUACUCAGGUCGUUCUCCUGGCCGCCAGUUACCUCCAGCGAACGGACCUUAUAACCGUGAAAGAAAUAGGACGUUCUGGUAUCUUUCUAAGCGGUGUCUCGAACCGCCUGGCAGCAUCUUCCACCAGGGCACGCUUCUUGGGUAUGAUCGUCGGUACUGCCAUCUCGCAACUGAUCGAGGAGGCUGGAAAGGGCAUGAAAUUCGACCUCGAGGAAAUUGAAAGUGAAGAAGCACUGUGGUAUAUGGAUCUCAUCAAUACGAAAGACUCCCUUGGGUCUCUAGACUCAAUCCGUACUCCGACACCCAAGGCGCAGAAACCUCCCAGGAACUUGUCUUCAGAUCCUACUUCCCAAUCGCAAUCUAAACCGCAGUCCUCUAAGAUUGUGGCCAUCGAAGAGAUAGAAUCCGAAAAUGAGGAGGAGGAAGAAGAAGAAGAACAAGAAGAAGAAGACGACCUAGUCCCCUACGAGAAACCAGACGACGACCCAUCCGAUGACGAUAAUGACCCAACCUUAGUCCAGAGAAAUAAACCAACAGCACCGGUGUACAUCCGCGACCUUGUAACAUACCUCCGCGAUACAGACAACGUCGACCGCUACAACCUUGCCAUCUCCAGCGCCCCAUCUUUGAUCCGCCGCAAGACCGGCUUCGGAACCGAACUCACGGAGAACAUCGAAGAACUAGCCCUCACCAUCGUCGGCCUCCAAGAGCAAACUGACACACCGAAAUUCCACGAACACAGAUUACAAAGCAUGAUUGCGCUCAUCGUUGCGCAACCGCUCAAAAUGGGCCGCUGGUUCUCUGCGAUUUACUUCGAAGGCGAUAUAUCGCAAGUCCAGCGCUCCGCGAUCCUCACAGCUCUUGGCCUGAGUGCUCGCGAACUCGCCGGCAACGGGGAGGAAGAUUCGAAAGUCCUGGGUCUCCCCGUGAUACCCGAUGCUUCGUUCCCGUCCAAGCGAUUAUCAGAAAGUCUGGAAGCGCUGUACAAGACUGACGAGUCGCCCAUCGCAAGCUUGACCAAACAACUCUCACAGGCGUCCCUCCAACCCUUAGCUGCAAACGCCGCAGAUUCAGCCUCUGGCCCGAACGCACUCAAAGUAAGAACCUUCUCCUCGCGAAUGGAAGUCGAAAGGAAGCGCCAGCAGCGCGAGGCCCAGAAACGCAAGUCAACAGUCAAACAUCUCCACAAGGUCUUAGCAGAGGGAUUCUUCUACCCACUAAAGGGCCGAUUCGACAUGAUGAUGCUGCAGUUUUCCUCGUCCACCGCACCCUCCUACAACCCGUUCGCAACCCCCCACCUCCUCGCCCUCUUCCUCCAGACCCUCUCCCUCAUCCUCUCCACAACAGGCCCGCACACUCCCCUCCUCCCAAACCUAACCCAAGAAUCCCUUUCCCUCCUCCUCACCCUCCACGCGCGGCCCGUCUCCGACGACGCGACCAUCCAAUCCGCCCUUCUCUCCUUCUUCCUCGCUGUCGUCGAUCUGAAUAUUUCGUCCGGCGUUACUGGUGAAGAGCGACUAGUGACGGACUUUGCAGCGCAGGUUAUAGAGUUGAAGGAGUGGGCUGGGGAGCUGUUUGAGAGGAUGCCGGCGGGUGUGGCGGCAGUUGGUCCGGGUGAUGAUGAUGCGCAGGGGCAGGUGAGGACGUUGGCGGCGGGGGUUAUGGUUAAGUUGGGGGAGGUUAUGGAGAGGUAUCAGGGACGGUUGAUGGGGGUUGGGGUUGGGUUCAAGUAUUGA